AUGGUGAAUUGGGGGUACCCUGCGUGUGGUAUUUGCGCGGCUCUUGGUCUGUUAUGCAUAACGUCAUCAUUUUUUGUUAAUGAUCAAAGUGGAUCAGCUGAUUCGCAUUUUGUCAACAGUGUUUCUACGCAGAGUCCAACAGUUGUACGCCCGUCGCAAAAUACGGAAGAAAAGAAAGUACGGACGGAGACAGAUAAUGCCAGACAAAAUGAUCCGGAGUACUUGAACUAUCUGGAGGGUAUGUGGACACCAGUCAAGACUGUUGGUUUGGAAGAAUAUCUAGAGGCAGAGAAUGGCCCAUUGUGGUACCAGCAAAUUGCUAAGUCCAAGUUGGGCGCCCCUGACAUUGAAUUUGCAAGAAUCGGCACUUAUGAAUUCGCCUUCAUUGUCCGGAUUGGAAUAAUUUUCAAUAAAUCUUUCCCAUUCUAUUUGGACAGAUCGUUUGAGCAGGACUCGAUACUCGGCGACACAGUGGUGACUUAUCCUCGUAUAAAGAAGAAUCAUUUGAGUUUCAAAAUAACAGGCUCUCGAGCUGGAUUGACGCGAAAUAAGAUCGAAAUCAAGGACAAAGACUUCUUAAUUCUUACAUCUACACUGGUCGACAAGAAUGUUACGUUUCAGAGAACGUUUGAACGUAUCGCCUUGGACCCUACGGAAUCAUAG
Messenger RNA from Oikopleura dioica, 663 nucleotides. Lineage: Eukaryota; Metazoa; Chordata; Appendicularia; Copelata; Oikopleuridae. The record is from the annotation of a GenBank genome assembly.